AUGACGGAUCGCCACAAUGAGGCUGCCUACUACCCCACCGCGGACCCGGCACGGAUGGGACCCGAGUUUGACUUCUUUGCCGCGAUACCGUACCUCUGCGAGUUUUGCCUGUCUAGGCCCCAUGUCGUCUACCAACCGCCCACUCUUGUAGAUCUAGUGGCUGCAGGUGCUAUUCCUGUCGAACACACGUCGGAAUUGAACAGCGUACUCCCAACCAUCACCCUCUCCGCCGAGGUCGCCCCGUGGCGAGCCACCACUCACGAAAGCUCAGGCACUGCCACUUCUUCCAGAUUUCUCCGCCCACCGGAGCGCGAGGGAGCCGAGGCGAUUGCGGAGGAGCUGCAGCGUGGCGCUCACGACACGAGUGACCAGGAAUACUGGAGUGAGGAAUACUGGAAGUCACUGCAAACAGAUGAGUUGGACUUUGCAGAUAGUCUGGCAACAAGUUCAUGCUUUCAAAGCACCAAAGACUUCGACUCUCCCUCUUUGAAGGGAGUUUCUAAGGCGUCAGCAAAACACCGUACUAGGGGGGUAGCAAGGCGAAAUGUUGGGGUCUUAACUACAGGCCAUUCUUGGAACGAACGUCUGGAUUUACAUUCCUUUUGCCCUCAUCGACCGACGUCUUGUGAGUACGGAAGCUCAGUCUCGUCGGUGCGGGGCCAUGCUGCGCUUGGUCCAGCGUCGCGAGCUGGGGCGCGGAUGUGUGGAGAUCGCGAGGUGCGCUUGGGACUGCAGGGUGUCAGUAGUCCAAUUCAAUCUUCGAAGAAACUUGAAGCCUUAAGGAACACGAGGGAUAAAACAAAACGACCGCGGCAACCCCCAGGGCGUGUGGCGGCCUCUUUGAAGCCCAAGAGCCGUUUUGGCAAAGCUACGGGCAGCAUAGGGGAGGCAGGUGCAUUUAGGGUUUAUUCAUCGGGAGAAAAGGAUGACUUUCUCUUCCUUAACGCUAGUGGGACAGGCCAGUUAAGCAUAAGUGUCUCAUCCUCGCCGAGAGAGGUUGUGAGGAGUGAGAAAAUAAACGCCAAACCAAUGACGACAGUGCCACUUCCCGGCGCUCAUAACGCGAGAGCCUCUGUUUCGAGAGGCCCUGUUGCAGGUCAUUCCCAUCCGGAGACACUUGCACCGAAAGCUACAGCAUCCCCUCGGACUGCACCCAAACUAACUUCUGCACCGCAUUGGGAGAAGGAAUUCCAGAAACGCACUCUGGCAUCUGCCCUUUCAGGCAGUAGCGUGAAACCGAGGGAUGACAGCAAUGAGGGUGGCGGUGGUAACAGAAAAAACACUAACACAGAGAAAAUCUUACCCAUCACUUCUGGGAAAGACGCUGCAGUGAGUCGAAACAAUAGUGGAGUUCUGGUUCCAGUUGAAACUCCCCAUGUAGAGGAAUCAAAACAAGUAAUAUCUCGUUUGGAUCGGAAAGGCGUUGAGAGUGGCGGGACUUCAGUUGGUGCCGAGGUGGGUGUACUGAGGCCUCUGGGGCCUAAUCCUCUCCUAAGGGACGAAAAGCAAAUGACAACAAAGUGUUGCACGCUGAUGUAA
This is a messenger RNA of Trypanosoma rangeli, 1539 nucleotides long. RefSeq lists its product as uncharacterized. Bases 1 to 1539 code for a protein of 512 amino acids. The record is from RefSeq and is a predicted model, not a curated record. The transcript has a single exon. NCBI's taxonomy places the organism in Eukaryota, Euglenozoa, Kinetoplastea, Trypanosomatida, Trypanosomatidae.